Molecule: messenger RNA, 2557 nt
Organism: Drosophila albomicans
Lineage: Eukaryota; Metazoa; Arthropoda; Insecta; Diptera; Drosophilidae
Gene: fbl
Product: pantothenate kinase 3
Exons: 7
Coding region: 278-1867 (529 amino acids)
Biological process (GO): coenzyme A biosynthetic process
Cellular component (GO): cytosol; nucleus
Molecular function (GO): ATP binding; pantothenate kinase activity
Source: RefSeq, a predicted model, not a curated record
UUCACGCCUUCGAGCGGUCGGUCAAACGACGACGCGCGUCUCUUUUCAAAACAACUCAAAAGCUAAAGCUGAUCUUUUUGUCCGGGAUUAUUUACGGUGCUCACAAGUAGUGCAAUGUAAAUAAAUACCUUUGCACACAUUAUAUAUGUAAAGGUGCUGUUUAGGUGUUUGAGAAUCAGUGAUAUGCUUAGUGUGUGAAAAAACACUAAAGUAACUGUUGUUAAAUUGUAAAUUACACACAAACGAUCGACAGUGGGACAGAUACAACGCAUUUAAAAUGAAAGUGCCUGCGCGAGAUUCGAAAUAUUCGUUCAACUUGAAAAUAUUCAAAUUGCAUAACGAGAAGAAAUCAACAUCAACAACACACGCCUCGUUAGCUCCGACGGUCAAUUCACCGACUUCCCCAAUGAUCACAACUAAAAGAAAUUCAUGGCGCUCUUCAUGGCGUGCUGCCAUUGGAGUCGGUCACAAAGCCAAAUCGGUCAACACCACCUCACACAACAAUAACAUCAACAACGACAACAGCAAUUAUGAUGAUAUCAAUAAUGACAUUUUGCAUGAGAAAUUGUCAAAUGAAUCAUGCAAUCAACUCAAUCUCAAUCCUGAUCGCAUUCCCAACAUUGAUGAUUUAAUGUCGAUGCCAUGGUUUGGCAUGGACAUUGGAGGAACACUCACAAAAUUGGUGUACUUCGAGCCGAAGGAUAUAACGCCCGAUGAGCAGGAUCGCGAGGCGGGAAUCUUACGCAAUAUCCGGCGAUAUUUGACCAAAAAUUCGGCCUAUGGCAAAACCGGUCAUCGCGAUACCCACUUGCAGAUGGACAAUGUGGUAAUUCGCAAGCGAAGAGGAUCUUUGCAUUUCAUACGCUUCCAAACCACAGAUAUGGGCAACUUUCUGUCGCUGGCCAAGCAGAAGGGCAUGGCCGAGCUGGUGACCACCGUCUGUGCCACGGGCGGUGGGGCGUUUAAAUUCGAGAAGGAUUUUCGCGAUCAAGUGAACAUGAAGCUGGCAAAGUUCGAUGAACUGGACACGCUAAUCAAAGGAAUACUCUUUGCCGAUAUGCACAACAGCACCGAGUGUUAUUACUACGAGAACGCACGUGAAAUUCUGAAGAGCGAAAAACGCGCCUUCAACUUCUCACAGCCGUUUCCCUUUAUUUUGGUAAAUGUUGGCUCAGGUGUCUCCAUUUUGGCCGUCUACGGACCAGACAACUACAAACGCAUUUCGGGCACAAGCUUGGGUGGCGGAACAUUCCUCGGAUUAUGUUGUCUACUCACCGGUUGCACAACAUUCGAAGAAGCAAUACAGCUGGCCACUAAGGGUGACAAUCGAAAAGUGGACAAACUUGUCAGGGACAUUUACGGUGGCGACUAUAAUCGCUUCGGUCUGACUGGCGAUUUGGUAGCAUCCAGCUUUGGGCAGAUGCAUAUGACCGAAAAGCGACAGUCGGUCUCCCGUGAAGAUUUAGCGAAUGCCACACUUGUCACCAUUACCAACAAUAUUGGCUCAAUAGCACGAAUGUGCGCUUUGAACGAGAAGAUCGACAAGGUCGUCUUUGUGGGCAACUUUCUGCGCGUGAAUCCCAUUUCGAUGAAACUCUUGGCUUACGCCAUGGAAUUCUGGUCGAAUGGCACAAUGAAGGGUCUGUUCCUGGAGCAUGAAGGUUACUUUGGCGCCCUGGGCUGCCUUCUGCAGUUUAAUGGUGAAUUGGCUGCCGCAUUGAACGAGGGUCUCGACCAUUCAAAUACACCAAGCACAAACCCAACGCAUACCACAGAUGCCGGUGGGGAUCCGUCCACAUCGUCACCCUCACUAACCUCAGAUGCCUCGGAUAAGCCAAACGAUAACACAAACUCGUCAAGUAGAUAGUCGUUGCCCUAGAGUAAGGGAGAACGGUGUACGGAAUGACGACAAAUGCAAUAGUGGCAUUUUCUCGCUAAUAAAUUAAUUAAAUUGAAAUUUUUGCUUAAGAAUACACUUGUAGAGGAUGCACAAAUUGUAAAUGUAUGAAAUUAAAACACACAUCAAAUCGAUAAAGUGCCUGUUAAAACGCAACAAAACAACAACAAAUUAGGGCUUGUUCUUAUGUACUACUUACUAUAUAUACACUGCACUUACUUGCAAUCGAACUUGAUGCCAAAUGUCUGCACACAUUUCAAUUGUUAUUAUUGGAGGAUUCUGGUCUAAACAUAAGUUUUGUUUUCUGCAACUAAAAAUAUUACGAAAGUAUUACUAAUACUUGAAUACACCAAAAGGCCGCGUGAUUGUCCGAUAUUCAUUUGUCUUCUAUCGAACUACAUAUAUACUAUUAUCAGAGAAUCUAUGGAAAAUAACAAUACUAACAACAACAACAGUACAUCUAAGUUUUUACCAUUCACAUUCGGCGUGUGAAACAUUUUGUUUUCAGUGGAUUUUUAAGGCCUCUUUGUUUAGUAUAAGUUUGUGGUUUAUUCAUGUAAGAUUUUACCUUGUCAACCAUUUCUACUCUUAAGCAGCUCAAUGCAAUUUGUUUAUCGAAAACCCUUCGAUUGAAUUCAAAUAAAUAAAUAUACUAUCAUA